This is a messenger RNA of Amyelois transitella, 4365 nucleotides long. It is a transcript of the gene mys, whose product is annotated as integrin beta-PS. Gene Ontology annotation, biological process: cell migration; cell-matrix adhesion; cell adhesion mediated by integrin. The transcript is spliced from 17 exons. Bases 432 to 2930 code for a protein of 832 amino acids. Gene Ontology annotation, cellular component: focal adhesion; integrin complex; cell surface. Lineage: Eukaryota; Metazoa; Arthropoda; Insecta; Lepidoptera; Pyralidae. The record is from RefSeq and is a predicted model, not a curated record. Gene Ontology annotation, molecular function: integrin binding.
UCUGUUCAAUUAGUCACGCGUGUAUCCGGCGCGGACGCAAGUCGCGCGCUGCACUCGCUGAGACGAAUAACCGAACUGAAACUAUACUACGAGAAUACUUUUAGUUAUUUAGUGAAACUUAUGUAUGUAGUGCCUUCAGAGCCUGUGAUAGAUAUAUUUUUUAAAGUUAUUCUAAGAGCUUGUAUCUGUACAAGCUUCUAUUUUAAGCAGAUGAUUUAUAGUGUUAUUUUUUAUAUUUAAGAUGUAUUUAAAAGCAAGGACAAAGUGAACUCUCAGCGAACAUAAAGUGCGAAAUGUAAGAUUGCCACUGGUAUUCAUAUAAGAACUGACAAUAAAUUAGUGUUUUUGUAUAUAUUUUAUUUAACUUAGAUAAGUUCGUAAAUAUUGUGUAGUGAGAUAAGACAUAAAGAUUCCGAAGUACUCACAGAGAAAUGUAUUCACAAAGAUCCACAAUGUUAAACAUUUGCGUUUGGGCGUGCGUGGUCGCGACAUGUUUCGCUCAACGCGCUGAACAGCUCCUGGCACAAAAUCCGUGUUCCAGCAAGACCACGUGCAGUGACUGCGUGAGGACCGCCAGCUGCGCGUGGUGCUUCGCUGCAGAGUUCAAUGGCCCGAGGUGCUUCAACCCCGCCAUGGAGGGCGGCACAGCUGGCUGCGACGAGGCCUACGUUUACAACCCCGACAAUCAGCUCUCUAUUGACCCAAUGUAUAAUAGAGAACUUAGCAGAGCGAAAGGUCGAAUGGCCAUGGGUUCUUCAUCGUAUGAGGAGUCGUUUGCCGCGCAAGGAGGUGCAAGUGGUGGGUACAUGGGGGCUGGAGGCGCGGCCGCAUCUGGCGGCGACAACCUCGUGCAAAUCAGACCGCAGAAAUUGAAUCUCCAACUGAGAAUGAAUCAAAUGCAGAAGCUGUCAUUUUCGUAUUCGCAAGCCCAAGAUUACCCCGUAGAUCUGUAUUACCUCAUGGACCUCAGUAGAUCUAUGAAGAACGAUAAAGAAAAGCUUAGUACCCUGGGAAGCUUAUUAUCCAGUACAAUGAGAAAUAUAACUUCCAAGUUCAGAAUCGGUUUCGGUUCGUUUGUGGACAAGCUGGUGAUGCCUUACGUGUCUACAGUACCUAAGAGUUUGAUCUCUCCUUGCGAUGGAUGUGCUGCGCCAUAUGGCUUCAAAAAUCAAAUGUCUCUCAACACUGAUACGGACUAUUUCGAUAAAGCGGUAGCCAACGCAGACGUGUCCGGAAAUUUGGAUGCGCCUGAGGGCGGGUUCGACGCCAUCAUGCAGGCCGUGGUGUGCAAGCGGGACAUCGGCUGGCGGGACCAAGCUCGGCGGCUGCUGGUGUUCUCCACAGACGCCGGCUUCCAUUACGCGGGAGACGGGAAGCUGGGCGGUAUUGUGCAGCCUAACGACGGGGAAUGUCACAUGGAAAAUAAUGCGUACACACACUCCACUCUGCAAGACUAUCCGAGCAUCUCGCAGAUCAACCUUAAGGUGAAACAGCACGCCAUCAACGUGAUCUUCGCCGUGACCGCCGAGCAGAUCAGCGUUUACGAGCAGCUGAGCAAACACAUCGAGGGCUCCAGCAGCGGCAUCCUCAGCAACGACUCCUCCAACGUGGUGGACCUCGUGCGCGACCAGUACAACAAAAUUUCAUCAACUGUUGAGAUGAAAGACACAUCGAGCGAUGCUUUACAAGUGGUGUAUUACUCGUCUUGUUUGGGCGGCUCCGAGGUGGUGCAGACUAACAAAUGUGAUGGUUUGAAGGUCGGCGACGUAGUGGACUUCACCGCUGAAAUAACGCUGAAGGAGUGCCCCAAGGACCGCAGCAAGUGGAAACAGAGCUUCAACAUCUACCCGGUGGGCAUCUCCGAGAUGUUGGCCGUCGAGGUCGACAUGCUUUGCGACUGUCCCUGUGAACACCCAGACCAUUUCGCUUUCAACAACAGCCCUGACGUAUGCAGCGGGCAAGGCAUAUCCGCUUGUGGCGUCUGCCUUUGCAACGCGGGAAGAUUCGGCAAGAGCUGUGAAUGUUCCGCGGAGGCCGGAGUGUCUCUUGAACAAGAGCGAGGUUGCCGGCCCACCAACGCAUCUUCAGGGCCGCUGUGCUCUGGACGAGGCACCUGCAUCUGCGGAGUCUGCGAGUGCGAAAAGAUGGAGGACCCUACUAAGGUGAUAUCUGGUCCGUUCUGCGAGUGCGACAACUUCACGUGCGACAUGAACAAGGGGCUGCUGUGCUCGGGCGCGGAGCACGGCGAGUGCGUGUGCGGCAAGUGCGCGUGCCGGCCCGGCUACGCGGGCGCCGCCUGCCAGUGCCCGCUCAGCACCAAGGCCUGCGUCUCGCCCGAAAACGACGAGAUUUGCAGCGGCAACGGAGUUUGCGAAUGUGGGCAGUGUGUGUGCCAUGUGAAGGACAAUCGUCACUAUUCUGGAAAAUUCUGUGAGAAGUGUCCGACGUGUCCCGGUCGUUGCGGAGAGUUCAAGGACUGCGUGUUGUGCGAGGUGCAUCAACGCGGGCCUCUUUACGAAGACAAGAGCUGUGGCGCGUGCAAACUCGACAUAAUCGUAGAAGAAGGAAAACUUGUUGCGAACGAAUCUCAAAACGAACACUUGUGCAGUUUCUACGACGACGAGGAUUGUCUGUAUGUGUACGUGUACUCGUACAACGAUUCACAACAACUACACAUCAGGGCGCAAAAAGAACGGGAAUGUCCCAGGAAGGUCUUUAUAUUGGGCAUAGUCCUGGGCGUGAUAGCCGCCAUCGUGCUGGUGGGACUGGCUCUGCUCAUGUUGUGGAAGAUGGUCACCACCAUUCAUGACCGCCGCGAGUUCGCUCGCUUCGAGAAGGAGAGGAUGAUGGCCAAGUGGGACACGGGUGAAAAUCCUAUAUACAAACAGGCGACGUCUACGUUCAAGAAUCCAACGUAUGCUGGAAAAUAAACUGCAGCCUGUGAGAGAAAGUAGAAGAGAACGGGUCAGGAAACGAGGCCCUAUGAGUGUCUCCAGUCAUCAAUCUCGUCAGUAUUGCAAGCAAUACAAUGUAAUUAAAAUGUUGCCUUAUUGUGUGCCUUUUAUUGGCUUUCGAUUUUUUGAAUAGUUUCUGCACAAAUGCCUUCCGAGAAUAUUUUGACGAUUUUAAUGAAAUUAACGUACGACUGACGAACGAUCUAUGUAAUGUAUAUAGUUAUAUUAUGAAAUAUUUUAAAUAAUACGUAUUUUUAAGUUACAACUAGUAGUAAUGUAUACAUUUGUAUGAAAAAAAUAAUGGUCUGUCUUAAUCUUUAUUUAAUUAAUCGCUAAUGUACGCUUUUUGUACUUAUGUGUGAGUGUAUGUCGUACUUAUAUGUUUGUGUAGUUUGUUCAAAUUGACUUAGUAUAUCAUAGAAUCAUCUAUUCUGGUUUGAUAUGAGCACCAUGGUAGGUAAGUUGUUUCAUUCGAAAUAUAAAAAGCACAAAAUUUGUUGAGUAACAUAUUAAUCUCAUCCUAUGUAACGAUUGUAACAGUAACUUAACGGGCAAAAUUUGGUUUUGUUUAUAUCUAUUUCAACUGUUGUCCCAAUUAAAAAGUAUUUCUUUUUGUUGUACGUAAUUAACAAUAUAUUUUGUUGAUACAUACUCGUGUUAAAAGUGAUGAUAUUUUAGUGAUUAAUUUGCCCUAGUAUCCACUGCCAACGCUAAGAUAAGUAAAUACGGCUUCCUUGUGGUCCGGUGCCUUAAAAUAAUUAUAAUUUAAUUAUAAUAUAACAAAAUUAGUGCCAUUACUAGUAAAUGUGGAUUAUUAUUUAUUACAAAAAUAUAGAUAUAGAUUAAUAAAAAAUAAUUUUAAUUUAAGAGUACUGCUUUUUGUAUUUACGUACGUAUAUUUUUAAUAUUUUAAUUUCUUUUAUGCAUUUUAUGGUCAGCUUUAACAAAAGUUAAUGAUUGUCUAUUGGAUCUGAUCGUCUAUUGUUUUUUGUCUGCCUAGAUUCAGAGUGAGUUAUAUUAAACUGAAAUAAUAUUAAGCCCUCAUUUUUGUAUUAUAAAUGCGUUUUGAAAAUUAAAUAGGUAUAGAGCUUACAAAAGACUAUUAAAUAGAUUUUAUAAUGGAUCUUUUUACACGACCGCAAUUUUUCUUGUCAAAUGUUUAUGUUUUUGAAUAGGACUGUGAAUCUAGGUGUAAAAAACUCGACUGAUAUGUUGUGUGAAGAAGGUAAUCUCGCCUUCUAUCACUGAUGCUGUUUUGUUUUUUAUAAAUAUUUCUAACAGUUAAGUGAUGAAAUUGCUUUUUUAUUUUGUUCAUUUUGAUUUGCUUUAUAUAAAGUAUAUUACUUUAUAAAUUUUCCAAAAAGUGUUCUAGUUGCUGUGGUCUUAAAAUUUUGUAGCUAAUAAAAUAUUA